GUUCUUUCGAUUGUUUAGGGUUUUGCAUCAAUGAAACCUAAUUGCGAUUGAAAAAUCUGUUGUUAAAUAUUGAUUAUUGAGAAAGUUUUUGACUGCAUCUUUAAAUUUAAGAAGGUACUUGAACUUAUUAAAUUCUCUGAAACUUCAUUGAUUCAGUCACUUUGUCUGUUUGUCAUUUAUCCCUCUUUUGGUUAGAGGGAAAAGCCAACAUUCCGAAGGUUUCUAAUGUCAUAGCUGCAGUUGAGUUGUUUUUUGCUGUAGAUCAAACCAAUUAUUGUUUUUUAUAGAUGAGACCAUCAUCCAAGUAUCAAAGUUGAAUCAAUAUACAUAUGUUGGAAUGGGGGAAAAGGCUGCAAAUAAGGAGGUAGACAAACUUUCUGAAUCACUGAACGAUCUCUUCACCAAUGUCUCUACUAUGAUCAAAGGCGAACUCCAGGGCACAAAUAACUUGCUGGAACUUUUGGAGAAGAUGAAUACCAGAGUAGCAGAGGAAUACAAGGGUCUGGGUGAUGUAGCUUCUGGAUUACGGGUUUUUGUGGAGCAGUUGAAGGAAAAAAAUGGAAACUUUGAUGAAUACGUUCAGCAAAUUGAAGCGAUGGAGCAGCAAUUGACAGAAUUUGAAGCUGUAGUUUCUGUGCUUGACAAGCAUGUAUCUUUGCUGGAAUCAAAAGUGCAUUCUGCUUAUCAGCAAUCUCCAACGUAAAUACUGUGGUGAAACUAAUGGUUUCUUUUAGCGAUUUUAUUUUUUUGAAGCAUGAUAUUUAUUGAUCUACUAAAGAACUGUUACAAGAGGGUAUGCAAUACCCGAAGAUUCAAAUACAGUUGACUCGAAACGCCAAGAAAUUACAAAAACAUGACAUUGAAGUAACAGAAGGGUAUCAGUCUCUGGAUUACAAUUGCAACGGAGAUGGAUAUUGGAAUUGGUGGUGGGGUGGAUCUGGAUGAGGUUGUCGAGGAUCCAUAGGUCUUCGACGAAUGCUUUCCACAAGAAAAGCUGUAUAGUUGAUGGACAUGGCUGAGUCCAUGGGAACUUAGGUGUUGGUGAUGAGUUUCAAUGCAAGAAAUCCGAGAUGAUAGUCAGGCUUUUGUAUUCAGAUGUUGCAAAAUGUUGCCCAACCGAAAUCUGUCUGCCUUUUUGUUCUCCAGCGUUAUCCAUAAUUUCAACCUGAGUCCUCAGCGUUGAAUGUGAUUUGCAUUUAUUUUAGCGAAUGAUUUAAUUGAUUAUGAUUGUUUCCUAACAUAAAAUAGAAACCGUCUUUCUAUCA
Papaver somniferum (opium poppy) is the source of this 1265-nucleotide messenger RNA. Its product is annotated as biogenesis of lysosome-related organelles complex 1 subunit 2-like. Lineage: Eukaryota; Viridiplantae; Streptophyta; Magnoliopsida; Ranunculales; Papaveraceae. The transcript has 3 exons. Bases 338 to 703 code for a protein of 121 amino acids. The record is from RefSeq and is a predicted model, not a curated record.